CUUUAUCAGUGCGUGUCGUCAGCCAUUUGCGUUUAGAAGGUUUUUUAAUCGUUCCGCAAAAAAUCGUCGAUUUCUUUACGAUAAAACGCCAGAAUGGCGUUCACGGGGGACUCAAAAGCCCCUUUGAGGACCGUAAAACGUGUACAAUUCGGAAUUCUAAGCCCCGAUGAAAUCCGAAGAAUGUCUGUCACAGAGGGUGGCAUUCGCUACCCAGAAACGAUGGAGGCGGGACGUCCCAAAUUGGGGGGUCUCAUGGACCCCCGGCAGGGGGUAAUAGAUCGUCAAUCCAGGUGUCAGACUUGUGCCGGCAAUAUGACAGAUUGCCCGGGUCAUUUUGGGCACAUAGAACUGUCAAAGCCGGUGUUUCAUAUUGGAUACAUUACGAAAAUCAUUAAGAUCUUGAGAUGUGUCUGUUUCUAUUGCAGUAAAUUGCUUGUCAGUCCUUGCAAUCCAAAAAUUCGCGAGAUUGUAAUGAAAAGUAAAGGCCAACCUAGACGUAGACUGGCCUUUGUCUACGACCUGUGCAAGGGCAAGAACAUCUGCGAGGGGGGUGACGAAAUGGACAUAAAAAAGGACGAACAGAACGACCCGAAUAAAAAACAGAGCCACGGUGGCUGCGGUCGGUACCAACCGAGCAUCAGACGUAGCGGUUUGGAUUUGACAGCCGAAUGGAAACAUAUUAACGAAGAUUCGCAGGAAAAAAAGAUACCUUUGACUGCAGAAAGGGUUUGGGAGAUUUUCAAGCAUAUUACUGACGAGGAAUGUUUCGUCCUUGGAAUGGAUCCAAAGUACGCCCGUCCCGAUUGGAUGAUCGCCACGGUGUUGCCGGUGCCUCCAUUGCCAGUCAGACCGGCCGUAGUGAUGAACGGCUCGGCCAAAAAUCAGGAUGACAUCACUCACAAACUUGCCGACGUCAUCAAGGUGAAUGCCGAGUUGGAAAAGAACGAAACUUCGGGCGCUGCUACGCAUAUUUUGACAGAAAACGUCAAAAUGUUGCAGUUCCACGUGGCAACGUUGGUGGAUAACGACAUGCCCGGGUUGCCUAGAGCGAUGCAAAAGUCUGGAAAACCCCUAAAAUCGAUCAAGGCUCGCCUCAAGGGCAAGGAAGGUCGUAUCCGAGGUAACUUGAUGGGCAAGCGUGUGGAUUUCUCUGCGCGUACUGUCAUCACGCCGGAUCCCAAUCUGCGCAUCGAUCAAGUAGGCGUGCCCAGGAGUAUUGCGCAGAACAUGACCUUCCCGGAAAUAGUAACACCUUUCAAUUUUGAAAAAAUGUUAGAACUGGUCAGGAGGGGGCAUUCACAGUAUCCUGGAGCUAAAUAUAUUAUUAGGGAUAAUGGUGAAAGGAUUGAUUUGAGAUAUCAUCCAAAAUCUUCGGAUUUGCAUCUACAGUGUGGUUAUAAGGUAGAACGACAUAUUCGUGACGGCGACUUGGUCAUCUUCAACCGUCAACCGACCCUUCACAAGAUGAGUAUGAUGGGUCACAGGGUCAAAGUCCUGCCCUGGUCAACCUUCCGCAUGAACCUCUCUUGUACCUCACCAUACAACGCGGAUUUCGACGGAGACGAGAUGAACCUCCACGUAGCUCAAAGCAUGGAAACCAGAGCUGAGCUAGAGAACCUCCACAUCACCCCCAGACAAAUUAUAACGCCUCAAUGUAACAAACCUGUUAUGGGUAUCGUACAGGACACCCUCUGCGCUGUGAGGAAGAUGACCAAAAGAGAUGUCUUCAUCGAGAAGGAACAGAUGAUGAAUUUGCUGAUGUUUUUGCCAAUUUGGGAUGGAAGAGUACCUAGACCCGCGAUUUUGAAGCCUAAACCUCUUUGGACAGGAAAACAGUUGUUUUCUUUGAUUAUUCCUGGGAACGUGAAUAUGAUCAGGACACAUUCAACACAUCCAGACGACGAGGAUGAUGGUCCAUACAAAUGGAUAUCGCCGGGAGACACCAAAGUUAUGGUUGAAAACGGAGAACUGAUUAUGGGAAUUUUAUGCAAAAAAUCACUUGGAGCUUCAGCUGGAUCACUUUUACACAUCUGUUUCCUUGAAUUAGGUCACGAAGUUUGCGGAAGAUUCUACGGAAACAUCCAGACAACAAUAAACAACUGGCUGUUACUAGAAGGUCACAGUAUCGGUAUUGGAGACACAAUUGCCGAUCCCAUGACAUACUUAGAAAUCCAGAAAGCCAUCAAGAAAGCCAAGGAAGACGUAAUAGAGGUUAUCCAGAAAGCACACAACAUGGAACUUGAACCCACUCCCGGUAACACUCUCAGACAGACCUUUGAGAACCAAGUAAACAGGAUUUUGAACGAUGCUCGUGACAAAACCGGAGGUUCUGCCAAGAAAUCUCUGACUGAAUACAACAACUUAAAAGCUAUGGUCGUAUCAGGUUCCAAAGGUUCAAACAUCAAUAUUUCCCAGGUUAUCGCCUGUGUAGGGCAACAGAACGUUGAGGGUAAACGUAUUCCCUUCGGGUUCAGAAAACGAAGCUUGCCCCACUUCAUUAAAGAUGAUUAUGGUCCUGAAUCCAAGGGAUUCGUAGAGAAUUCAUAUCUAGCCGGUUUAACGCCUUCAGAGUUUUAUUUCCACGCCAUGGGAGGUAGAGAAGGUCUUAUCGAUACAGCCGUAAAAACUGCAGAGACUGGGUACAUUCAGCGUCGUCUGAUCAAAGCCAUGGAGUCGGUAAUGGUGAACUACGACGGCACAGUAAGGAACUCAGUGGGUCAGCUUAUCCAGUUGCGUUACGGCGAAGACGGGCUAUGUGGAGAAAUGGUUGAGUUCCAGUCACUUCCAACCAUUAAACUCAGCACAAAAGCUUUUGAAAAGAAGUUCCGGUUUGAUCCAAGCAACGAACGUUAUCUUAGAAGAGUUUUUAACGAAGAUAUUAUCAAGGAAAUCAUGAGUUCUGGAGAGGUUAUUGCUGAACUCGAAAAAGAAUGGGAGCAACUCCAGAAAGACCGCGAAGCUUUAAGGCAAAUCUUCCCCAGCGGAGAUUCAAGCGUUGUACUUCCGUGUAACUUACAAAGAAUGAUCUGGAAUGUACAGAAAAUUUUCCAUAUCAACAAAAAGUCCACGACAGAUUUGUCACCUCUGAGAGUAAUCCAAGGUGUCAGGGAAUUACUAGGAAAAUGUGUUAUAGUGGUGGGGGAAGACAGACUUUCAAUCCAGGCCAACGAAAACGCCACUUUACUUUUCCAGUGUUUAGUACGAUCAACUCUAUGUGCUAAACUGGUUUCAGAACAAUACAGACUAACCACUGAAGCGUUUGAGUGGUUGCUUGGUGAAAUCGAGACGAGAUUCCAACAAGCUCAGGUUAAUCCAGGUGAAAUGGUCGGUGCUUUAGCAGCACAGUCCUUGGGAGAACCCGCCACUCAGAUGACACUGAACACCUUCCAUUUUGCCGGUGUGUCAUCAAAGAACGUAACCCUUGGUGUACCGAGACUGAAGGAAAUUAUUAACGUUUCUAAGAAGCCUAAAGCUCCAUCUCUGACUGUAUUUUUAACCGGUGCAGCUGCUAGGGAUGCUGAGAAAGCCAAGAAUGUUUUAUGUCGAUUGGAACACACUACUUUAAGGAAAGUUACAGCAAACACCGCGAUUUAUUACGAUCCAGAUCCACAAAAUACUGUCAUACAUGAAGAUCAAGAUUUCGUGAAUGUUUAUUAUGAAAUGCCUGACUUUGAUCCAACAAGGAUAUCUCCCUGGUUGUUGCGUAUUGAACUGGACAGAAAAAGAAUGGUAGAUAAGAAACUCUCCAUGGAACAGAUCGCUGAAAAAAUUAACGCAGGCUUCGGUGACGACUUAAAUUGUAUUUUUAAUGAUGACAACGCUGACAAGCUAGUGCUUCGAAUCCGUAUCAUGAACGGCGACGAUGGUAAAUUUGGCGAAAGCGAAGAAGAUGUUGACAAAAUGGACGACGAUAUGUUUUUGCGAUGUAUUGAGGCUAACAUGCUCAGCGAUAUGACCUUGCAAGGGAUUGAGGCUAUCUCGAAAGUGUACAUGCACUUGCCUCAAACCGAUUCAAAGAAAAGAAUCAUUAUAACCGAUACUGGCGAGUUUAAGGCUAUUGCCGAAUGGUUACUUGAAACUGACGGUACUAGUAUGAUGAAAGUACUGUCUGAAAGGGAUGUUGAUGCUGUGAGAACCGCUUCAAACGAUAUAUGCGAAAUAUUCUCGGUGUUGGGUAUAGAAGCUGUAAGAAAAUCGGUAGAGAAAGAAAUGAACGCUGUGCUCCAGUUCUACGGUCUAUACGUAAACUACCGCCAUCUGGCCUUGCUUUGUGACGUAAUGACCGCUAAAGGCCAUCUUAUGGCCAUCACGCGUCACGGGAUCAACAGACAAGACACCGGUGCCCUCAUGAGAUGUUCCUUCGAGGAAACUGUGGAUGUAUUGAUGGAUGCUGCGGCUCACGCUGAAGUAGACCCGAUGAGAGGUGUGUCGGAAAACAUUAUUAUGGGUCAGUUACCACGAAUGGGAACGGGUUCCUUUGAUCUUUUACUUGAUGCAGAGAAAUGUAAGAUGGGAAUGCCCAUUCCGCAAGCUCAAGGUGCCGAAGUGGGUUCUGGAAUAUUCUUCGGGUCUGCUGCAACUCCCAGCAUGAGUCCUGGUGGUGCUAUGACGCCUUGGAACCAGGGAGCUACUCCGUUCGUUGGAAAUGCCAGUGCCUGGUCGCCUCACAAUUUAAUGGGAAGUGGUAUGACUCCUGGAGGACCUUCAUUUUCGCCUUCGGCGGCUUCAGAUGCUUCAGGAAUGUCUCCAGGGUACGGUGCAUGGUCUCCCACUCCUCACUCUCCGGCAAUGUCCAGUUUCGGCCAGUCGCCAAGCUACUCGCCUUCGAGUCCGGCAUUCCAUCCUUCCUCUCCUAUGACGCCAACUUCUCCGGUGUAUUCUCCCACUUCUCCUGGACUGGUUCCUAGUCCAGGUUACGGGCCUAGUAGUCCGGGAUAUUCCCCAACAAGUCCUCAUUAUUCGCCUACUUCUCCCAGUUAUUCGCCGGCCAGUCCGAGAUAUUCUCCCACUUCUCCGAGUUACAGUCCGACCUCUCCCAGUUAUUCGCCUACUUCUCCGUCGUAUAGUCCGACUUCUCCGAGUUAUUCUCCCACUUCGCCUUCUUACAGUCCGACUUCUCCGAGUUAUUCGCCUACUUCGCCUUCGUACAGUCCGACAUCUCCGAGUUAUUCGCCUACUUCGCCUUCGUACAGUCCGACUUCUCCGAGUUAUUCACCAACUUCUCCGUCGUACAGUCCGACUUCUCCGAGUUAUUCACCAACUUCUCCGUCAUAUAGUCCGACUUCUCCGAGUUAUUCGCCUACUUCUCCUUCAUACAGUCCGACUUCUCCGAGUUAUUCUCCAACCUCGGCAAAUUAUUCGCCGUCUUCUCCGAGUUAUGCGCCUUCAAGUCCAAGAUACACGCCGGCUUCUCCCAGUUAUUCACCUACUUCUCCGAGAUAUUCGCCUUCGUCUCCGCAAUAUUCUCCGACUUCUCCGAGUUAUUCACCGACCAGUCCGGCGUAUUCGCCCGCUUCUCCGAAAUAUUCUCCGGCUUCUCCCAGUUAUUCUCCAUCUUCUCCUCAAUAUUCCCCAGCUUCUCCGACUUAUUCGCCUACCAGUCCUAGUUAUUCUCCGAGCAGUCCUCAGCAUACACCUGGGAGUUCAAAAUAUUCUCCAUCUUCUCCCAAUUAUUCGCCUACUUCUCCUCAAUAUUCGCCUCAAAGCACCAAGUAUAGUCCUACUUCUCCUACUUAUACGCCGACAAGUCCGAGUUACUCACCAGGAUCACCAAGUUAAAGUGUCUUUAUUAUUAUAUUAUCUUUAUUUUUAUGUGAGAUUUAGUGGGUCUUGUAAUAGUUAUAUACAAGAAAAAAAAAUAUUUUGCUUCAUAUAUAAAUAAUGACAUAAAAAAAGUUUUGUGAUCGUUUUAAAACUUAGUAGAUUUAUUAGUAAUUUAACAUUAAGCUAGUUAGUUUUAUAAUUCAUAUUCUUAAAUGUAUGGAUUGGAUUAAAUAGAACUAUAAAUAUAUUUUCUAGUUUUA
This is a messenger RNA of Sitophilus oryzae (rice weevil), 6023 nucleotides long. Its product is annotated as DNA-directed RNA polymerase II subunit RPB1-like. The coding region runs from base 94 to 5778 and encodes 1894 amino acids. NCBI's taxonomy places the organism in Eukaryota, Metazoa, Arthropoda, Insecta, Coleoptera, Curculionidae. The transcript has 10 exons. The record is from RefSeq and is a predicted model, not a curated record. Gene Ontology annotation, cellular component: RNA polymerase II, core complex. Gene Ontology annotation, biological process: transcription by RNA polymerase II. Gene Ontology annotation, molecular function: DNA binding.